AUGACAGAAGCACCAAACAUCAUCUCAGUGCAAGCUGUGCAAGAAGCAGUUUCACUGCUGAAUUCCAUUGGAGUGAAGGAUCUCUGUCACCAAACGGACCCUUCUUGGGGUCUCCCGCUGUGUGAUGAAGACCAGGAACAGUUUUUCCUGAGAGGCAGCAGCAGCACUACUACUAGAGCGAGGCAUCUAUUGGAGCUCCCCGAGUUUGAGACGGUGCAGGAGGCGGAAGAAUACUAUUUCAUCAAUGUGGCAGGAGCCAUAGGCUGUGUCGCUGGCGUCGCUCUGAUUGCCGGACUGUUUUUGGGACUGCUGACGAUCGAUGUUUUGCAACUUCGAAUUAUUAUUCGAGCAUCCAAUGAUGAAGACGAAAAGCUCUACGCCAGUACAAUCUUGCCCCUUGUGGAGAAUCGACAUCUCCUCCUGGUCACUCUUCUUCUCAUGAAUGCACUCUUCUACGAAACACUCCCUCUAUUCUUGGACAAACUGGUUCCCAGCUGGAUGGCCAUUCUUUUGUCCACUACACUCAUCAUGUUCUUUGGAGAAAUUCUUCCUUCCGGUGUUUUCACUGGUCCACAUCAGCUAUACCUGGGAUAUCGAUUGGCAUCGUUGACACGAUGCUUCAUGUUCCUCAUGUACCCCUUUGCCAAACCACUCGCCAUGGUUCUAGAUUACUUGGUUCAUGGACACGAGGAGGAGGGAGCCGCAGACGAUGCGGCCUAUAACCGUGGAGAACUUUCGGCAUUGGUGCGAAUACAAUUUGAAGAUUCCAGAGACACCAACACCACACAACGAUCGCCCACCACCACAAAGGGCGCCUCCAUUCACAAACGACCCAAAACACGACAAUUCUUUUGGAACAACACCAAGCAAGAAAUCAUGGAAAAGGCCAAUGAAAUACUCGAUAACACGGAUGAUCCAGAAGAACCAGACCCCGCCGGGCAGUUGGCACCACCACUGCACCAAACCGAAGUCGACCUCAUUGAAGGAGCCUUGCAAAUGAAAACGGUACUCGUCAUGGAUGUGUACACUCCACUCAGUCAUGUCUACGCCAUUGCAGAUGAUCUCGUGCUCGACAGGAAGGGAUUUACCGGUAUCUAUCGUCAAGGGUAUUCCCGUGUUCCCGUGUACCGAAAACAGGCUGAUGAUGACACGGACAAGACAAGGAUUCUGGGGGUCUUGAUGGUACGACAACUCAUGUUGAUUGAUUGGGAUCACAAACGAGAGGUUUCCACAUUGCCACUACAGUGUCCCAAAUGCAUCAGUCCUCGUACCAACCUGGUCGAUGGGUUGCGAAUACUGAGGAGUCAUGGCAACUUGAUGGCAUUUGUCUGUGUCAGGCCCGAUCUGGGCAACAAGGCCCUACAAGCCGAAAGACCCCUGCCUAUUGAGGCGGGGUUCAUGGGUAUCGUCACCUUGGAGGAUAUCAUGGAGUCACUGCUGCAAGAGAGAAUUUACGAUGAAUGGGAUAUCCGCGAUCGAGAUCGAGCAGUCUUCACCUUGCAAAAGUGGGCAGCAACCACUCUACAAAAGUUUGCCAAGAAGGUGAGAGACAAAAAGCGACAACGUGCGUCACUGACGCAAUCGAGUGAAACGGCGCCUCUUCUCGUGGAGGGCUCCAAGAGCAAGUACAGUUCCGUCUGA
Messenger RNA from Seminavis robusta, 1641 nucleotides. NCBI's taxonomy places the organism in Eukaryota, Bacillariophyta, Bacillariophyceae, Naviculales, Naviculaceae. The record is from the annotation of a GenBank genome assembly.